AUGAUUCAAACAGAAAAUAAAUAUAAUUUAAUAAAAAUAUGGCACUGUUAAUUAAAACUCAACUUGAAAUCAAAUUUAUCUUUUUCAAUUAAAUGUGUUGUUUAGAAUAAUAUUAAAUGCUUUUGUAAAAAUUUGAUAUAUAAGAGCUAUAUUAAUGUUACUAUCAUAGGUACAUUUGAAUAAAAUUUAUUAUUUUUGAAGAAAAAUAUUUAUGAAAUACAAUUCUACAAUCCAAAAAUAAAUCCUAAAGAUUUAGAAUGA
Molecule: messenger RNA, 261 nt
Organism: Paramecium primaurelia
Lineage: Eukaryota; Ciliophora; Oligohymenophorea; Peniculida; Parameciidae
Source: the annotation of a GenBank genome assembly